This is a messenger RNA of Blastomyces dermatitidis ER-3, 2384 nucleotides long. RefSeq names its product ABC ATPase. NCBI's taxonomy places the organism in Eukaryota, Fungi, Ascomycota, Eurotiomycetes, Onygenales, Ajellomycetaceae. Bases 171 to 2384 code for a protein of 737 amino acids. The transcript is spliced from 7 exons. Gene Ontology annotation, molecular function: ATP hydrolysis activity; ATP binding. The record is from RefSeq and is a predicted model, not a curated record.
GUGAUGUGGAGAGGAAGAUUAAUGGUAUGUUCAUGUACCUACCCGUGCGCGAUUUUUACGUAAAGAGUCACGCAGGGAUUGAUUGAAUCCCCUUCCAAUUUGGUAGGCUACAGCGCUAAUUUGAGCUUAAAAUGUAUCUUUCAUUUUGAAAUUAAAGUACUGUCUGUCGCAUGCUUUGGAAGAGGCAGAAGACCCGUGGGAACCCGUGCAACGCAAUCCGACAGCUUCGCCAUGAACAGCUCGAGCGGGAUCUGUUUCUUGCGCGAAAGAAUGCAAGUUUGAAAAGUGGCAGUCGAGGGAUGCAGGCGAGGAAAUAUCUGAAAGCGGUCGAAGAUAAGGUUGCUGAAUCCGCUAGAAACCUUAUUGACUCAGAAGAAGCCAGGCUAGAGCGGAAUCGGGAAGCAAGCGAGCCUUCCGGAAUUCAGGAAGAAACACAGGAAGCUGUAGAUCUCCUGGACAGAUUACAAUGUCAAUAUGAAGCACCAUUCGAGUCACUCUCUGGCGGUUGGCGGAUGCGUUGCAUGCUUGCCGGAAAUUUGAUCCAGAAAGCGGAUAUUUUGAUUCUUGAUGAACCUACCAAUUUUCUCGAUUUGUUGGGAAUCGUCUGGCUGGAAAAUUAUCUCGCCCAUCUACGGACAGUAGAUGACGAUAGGACUGUGGUGCUCGUGUCUCAUGAUCGAGAUUUCCUCAACAAUAUGUGCGAGGAAACCAUUGUCCUGAAAGAUCAGACCCUUUCAUACUUCAGGGGAAAUCUUUCGGCAUACGAGCAGGAUUUAGGAGCUCAGAAACUUUACUGGGGCCGUAUGAAAGAAGCGCAGGAUUGCCAAGUCGCGCACAUGGAAGCGACCAUUCGGGACAAUAUCAAACUGGGCAAGAAGACUAGCGUUGACAACAAACUUCGAAUGGCGAAAUCUCGCCAGAAGAAAGUGGAUGAAAGGAUGGGUGUGCAGGUGAGCGGCAAGGGGACAAGAUUUAAACUGAAUCGUGACCGCGUGGGGUUUCAUGAUUCCAUGAGAGAUGAAAUAGAUGUUCCACAAGAUGAAAAGGGGUCUCAUUGGAAUCUAUCCAUUUCCGUUACAAGCCCCGGGGUGACCUUAUCCUUAAUGGUUAUCGACCUGGUAAUCCACAUGGGAGACCGAGUUGGAAUCAUAGGCCUAAACGGGAGUGGGAAAACGACCCUACUCAAGGUCCUUGUGGGAUCAAUGCGACAGUCGCAGGGCACCGUGACUCGCCAUCCUAGAGCAACUAUCGGAUACUAUUCGCAACACUCGACGGAUGAACUCAAAGCAAUUGGUCGAACUGAACCGGUGCUAACUGCGCUUUCAUUAUUGUCCCGGGACGCUAACAGGAGCCCUGGGGAGGGUGAAGUGCGUGGAUUAUUGAGUUCACUAGGCCUGGCAGGAAGGACCGCAUCAGAUGUCCCUAUCACACAGCUAUCAGGAGGGCAGCUGGUUAGUAUGUUCCUUUCAUUUCAAGUUCCGAGCUCAGCCCUGGUGCCAAACCAGAUUAUUUCUCAUAAACCUUUGUUUAUACGGGUACGCCUAGCACUGGCCAGGAUACUCUGGAAUCUGCCACACCUAUUAGUCCUGGAUGAGAUCACCACGCAUCUUAAUUUCUACACUGUUAUCGCACUAGUGGAAGACCUUUCAUCUUUCAAUGGUGCUAUACUCAUCGUUUCCCACGAUCGAUACUUGAUCCGGGGCGUUGUUGAGGGGAAGCGAAACGCGGCGGGGCAAGAUAGAGAUGCGAAUAUGACUAUGAAGCCAGACGAUGACGAUUUGGGGCGGCACGAUGUGUACGUUUUAAGGCGAGGGAAGCUGCAUCGACAGGAUAAUGGCGUGGAACAGUUUGAGAAGAGUCUGCAGAAGCAGUGUUCCUUGGAACUAGUUAUCUUCUCAAGGCUAUCAGAAGGUAAAGAUGAGGAGCAGGAGUCAGAAGAACAUUUUCAACAUUGGGUUGAGCAAGCACUCUCUUAUGUGCGCGGGUGGGAUUGGAAGAAGCCUCAGGAGCUGAGGUACCUGGAGAUUACUGAGAGCCUUAUUCGAGACUGCAGCCAGGUCACAACAAUAAAUAACAGACGGCAAAUGAUCAUGAUGAACGAUUUAAAAACUAAUGGGACAGGUAAGAAGCGUGAAGCCCAGCCCCAAUGUUCGCAGUUUAGAAGUAGCGCGUUGCGCUUAGGUACCUUGUUUACUUCCGCUGCUGCCGCUAUUCUUCUGCUGUUGCAAUGUGAACAUGCUCAACAAGAUGAGAACAUGUCCGGCUCUGUACCGGCCUUGCGUGGUGCUGGGCGCGGGUUUGGCGCAAAGGGAAGUGAAAAGCAUCUAGGUUGCAUUCGGCAUCAACCAUCUGUGGUUCCGGGCAUGACGGUUUUGAAAAUGUAG